AUGAACAACACUCAAUGCAAGUCAGAUUAUAGUUUGUUCACUAAGACUACUGCACUUGGAUUCAUAGCUAUCCUAGUAUAUGUAGAUGACUUAGUGCUGGUAGGAGAUGAUUUAAAUGAAAUUGAAAAUGUCAAAAGUGUCCUUCAUGACAAAUUCAAGAUCAAGGAUAUAGGAGAUUUGAAAUAUUUCCUUGGUUUAGAGGUAGCAAGUUCUAAAAAUGGAAUUGCUUUGUACCAACGCAAGUAUGCCUUGGACUUACUUAAAGAAACAGGGUUUCAAAACUGCAAACCAAUUAGCACACCCAUCGAUUAUGGAGUUAAGCUGGGGAAAUCCACAGGAGAGUUGCUCACUAACUUUACUCCAUAUCGAGAGAUCAUAGGAAAGCUCUUGUAUCUUUCUAACACUAGGCCUGACAUAAGUUAUGCUAUUGGAAAGUUGAGGCAAUUCCUAGAUUGUGCUACUAAUGAGCAUCUAAAAGCUGCUCACAGGGUGCUGCGUUACAUCAAAAGAUUUCCUGCCACUGGAUUGUUUUUUUCUGCAGACUCUAAUUUGGAACUCACAGGCUUUUCUGAUUCGAAUUGGGCAGGAUGCCCAGACUCACGCAGAUCAGUGUCUGCAUAUUGCUUCUUCUUGGGUCCGUCCUUGGUCACUUGGAAAAUCAAGAAGUAA
Molecule: messenger RNA, 669 nt
Organism: Arachis stenosperma
Lineage: Eukaryota; Viridiplantae; Streptophyta; Magnoliopsida; Fabales; Fabaceae
Exons: 1
Coding region: 1-669 (222 amino acids)
Source: RefSeq, a predicted model, not a curated record